Pseudogymnoascus destructans is the source of this 1804-nucleotide messenger RNA. RefSeq lists its product as uncharacterized. The record is from RefSeq and is a predicted model, not a curated record. Bases 200 to 1726 code for a protein of 508 amino acids. Gene Ontology annotation, cellular component: membrane. Gene Ontology annotation, biological process: iron ion transmembrane transport. The transcript is spliced from 6 exons. Gene Ontology annotation, molecular function: iron ion transmembrane transporter activity. NCBI's taxonomy places the organism in Eukaryota, Fungi, Ascomycota, Leotiomycetes, Thelebolales, Thelebolaceae.
AAAUUUUUCUUCUCCCUUCGAGGCCUCUAGCCGUAAGGGCAGAGUUUUUCUGUGGUUCUACCUGUGGUCGCUUACUGUAGCCCCUGUAUAUUAUAACAACUGCUUCCUUGAACCAUGAGCGGGCAGGCGGAUCUACACAAACGUCAAGCACGAAAACGGUACCGCAGUGAGUUCCUUGCCAGCGGGGUCCUGUUUGCCGAUGGAUGAAGAGCGCAGUCCUCUAUUUGGCACUACCGCCCAUGCUGAAAGCGUUGUGCCAGACGGUACCACAGGAGACGAAAGAAGGGACAGCCAGGUGCCAGCGAGAGUUACUAGCCGGCUGUACAUAUCCCAUUUCCUAUCAACAUGGAAUUCUCGAGUCUUCGAGUUUGGGGCUGCGCUAUAUCUAGCCUCUAUCUUUCCCGGAACCCUGCUACCCAUGUCGGUCUAUGCCCUGGCUCGUGGCGCGGCGGCCAUUCUCUUUUCCCCAGCCAUUGGACAGUAUAUUGAUACGGGAAAUCGUCUUCAAGUCGUGAGGUUAUCAAUUGUGAUGCAGCGUCUCGUUGUAGCUGGAUCGUGCGUUGCGUUCUAUAUCCUUGCUAUCGGUUCACCGCGUACCCACGGCGCGGAAACAGGUCUGUUGGUGCUCCUAGCCGUCCUAGCCUGUGUUGAGAAACUCUGCGCCAUUAUGAACCUGGUGUCCGUUGAGAGGGACUGGGUCGUUGUUGUCGCUCGGGAUCAAGCGGCAUUACGAGUGAUAAAUGCACAGAUAAGGCGAAUCGACUUGACUUGUAAACUUAUAGGCCCCCUGUUCAUAGCUCUUAUAAAUGGCAUGUCGACAGAAGCGGCAAUAUUGGUUAAUUUAGGAAUGAAUGUGGCGUCAGUCGCUGUAGAAUACUUUGUAAUAGCCCAGGUCUAUUACGAGGUUCCAGAACUACAACAACCUAAGACAAAACCGCGAGACGAAUCGCUCGGCAGAACAGAACGUAGGGGUCGCUUUGUACACAGCUGGCGGAACGUCCGCAAGGUUAUACAGAAGAGUGUAUAUGAUUUUAGUCUCUACUUCUACCAUCCAGCUUUCUUACCGUCAUUCGCCAGUGCUUUAUUAUACCUAACCGUGCUCUCGUUCGCAGGGCAGAUGGUCACAUAUUUGCUCUCAGCCGGUUACAAUUCUACCCAGGUAGGCGUAGCCAGGACGCUGUCUGUGGUCAUUGAGGUUCUGGCUACGUGGAUGGCACCUUGGCUGAUGGGGAGAAUCGGGCCUGUACGUGCUGGCCUCUGGCUGGUUAAUUGGCAGAUAGUAUGCUUGAUGGCUGGCACAGCGGUCUUCUGGGUGUUCUCCGACCAGCCUAACAUCUCUGCUUCCGGCCUCGUGGUUGGCACAAUCUUCAGCCGCAUGGGUCUUAGAGGUUUCGAUCUCUGUACACAGAUCAUUAUCCAGGAGGACGUCGAAGCUGCUCAUCGGGGAUCCUUUUCUUCCGUUGAAGCUUCUUGGCAAAAUGUGUUUGAGCUCUGCUCUUACGCCUCUACCAUCAUAUUCUCGCGGCCAGAACAAUUUAGGUGGCCAACGCUUCUCAGCGUCAUCGCUAUAGUGGCUGCAAGCAUAUUGUACACGAUCUUUGUUUAUUUACGUCGGGGUCAUCUGGUGCAUUUAUCGAAGUGGAUGGAGAUGGUGCGUUCUCAGAAGGGGAAGCAGCGUUCAAGGGAGCAGGGACUCCGAAGGAUCGCAUCGAGUAGUGAUAUCUAGAUCGAUAUGUAAAACUUUUAGACCGUCAAGUCCACGAACCACACAUUGCACAUUAUGUUAGCGAGUAGUAAUGUUAAA